UCAGCUGCUGUUCUUGUCGUUGGAAAUACAACUCCAGUCCUUCACACUUCUCGCUCCACCUACAGAGUUGGACCUUUUCCAGUGACCAGAACGCAGUCGUUCCAGAGUUUGACUAUGGCAAAUUUGCAGAAGCUUCCCACUUCUUCGUCUGGGAAAUUGAAUACGGCUUCAGCUGUGCCCUGUAGCUCUCACGAUGCUUCUCCUAUCAGUGAGAAUCGCGAGAAUAAACAUGUCCAUGGAGUUUCUGAGAAAAUUGUGGGAGUUCUUGGGGGUGGACAAUUGGGUCGUAUGCUUUGCCAAGCUGCUUCUCAGUUGGCUAUCAAAGUGAUGAUUUUAGAUCCUUCUAAAAAUUGUUCAGCAAGUGUAUUGUCCUACGGUCACAUGGUUGAUAGCUUUGACGACAGUGCUACAGUAGAAGAAUUUGCAAAAAGACUUGCCACCGAUGUUGCCCAAAAGGCUGUCGGUUCUUUAGAAGGUGCUGGUGUUUUUGCAGUUGAACUGUUCUUGACAGAGGAUAGUCAGAUUCUGCUAAACGAAGUUGCACCUAGACCACACAACAGUGGCCAUCAAACGAUCGAGUGCUGUUAUACUUCACAGUUUGAACAACACUUGCGAGCUGUGGUUGGUCUUCCACUUGGUGAUCCGUCAAUGAGAACUCCGGCGUCCAUUAUGUACAAUAUUCUGGGAGAAGAUGAUGUAAUUGAUGGAGAAGCAGGUUUCAAAUUGGCUCAUCGGCUUAUUGCAAGGGCUCUGUGUAUUCCAGGUGCAUCUGUUCAUUGGUAUGACAAGCCAGAAAUGAGAAAGCAGAGAAAGAUGGGUCACAUCACUCUUGUUGGGCAGUCUAUGGGCAUUUUGGAACAAAGGUUACAAUGCAUAUUAAGUGAGCAAAGCCACCAAGUACACGAGACACCUCGUGUUGCUAUCAUCAUGGGUUCAGACACGGAUCUUCCUGUUAUGAAGGAUGCUGCCAAAAUUCUGGACCUGUUUGGUGUGACACAUGAGGUAAAUGUUAAGAUCUGCUCGAAUAAUUGA
Molecule: messenger RNA, 1032 nt
Organism: Solanum lycopersicum (tomato)
Lineage: Eukaryota; Viridiplantae; Streptophyta; Magnoliopsida; Solanales; Solanaceae
Source: RefSeq, a predicted model, not a curated record